This is a messenger RNA of Zea mays, 1232 nucleotides long. RefSeq lists its product as uncharacterized. NCBI's taxonomy places the organism in Eukaryota, Viridiplantae, Streptophyta, Magnoliopsida, Poales, Poaceae. The record is from RefSeq and is marked predicted.
AUCGGUUAGCUUGUUUCGGCGUUUCGUUGGAUCAGCAGAGCGUUAAACCCUAUCCGUUGGAUGUAGCACUACAGGCGUCGAGCACUGGUAAUCCUGCAACCUUCGUCAUGGCGCAUGCGGCGGCGGCCGCCGCCGUGCCGUUACGUCGUCCGCUCCUCUUCCUCAAGGAGGCUCGACUCCUGUCCACACUCGCGACCCCCUUACCUGGGCUCCGCCACCCGCGCGCCCUCCGACCCACAGGCCCCUUGCCCUCCGAUGCCGAGGACACCGACGAUCCAGACGCCGGCGACGGCGCCGCCGUGUCCUUCAAGAAGAGCCGCAACGAACUGAAGCGGGAGGCCCGCCGCGCCGUGAAGUGGGGAAUGGACCUCGCCAAGUUCUCCCCACCUCAGAUCAAGCGCAUCCUCAGUGCCGCGUCGCUGGAGCGCGAGGUGUUCGACGCGCUAAUGCUCGUGAAGAAGUUUGGGCCGGAUGUGCGGGAAGGAAGGAGGAGACAGUUCAAUUACAUCGGAAGUCUUUUGCGCGAUGCACAACCAGAAUUGAUGGAUACUCUAAUACAAGCUUCUAAGGAUGGAGAUGAGAGGAAGUUAUAUACCUUACUUAGUGAAGGUAAACUGUUGGUGGAAGAAGAGGAAGAGGAGGAAGAGGACCUACCUGAUGGAGAAGAGGAGAAUCAAGAGUAUAUGAAAAUUGCAGAUAGAUGGUUUGACGGCCUCCUCUGCAAAGACAUUUCAGUUACUAAUGAAGUUUACUCUGUCCAUAGUGUUGAAUUUGAUCGUCAGGAGCUGCGGAAGCUUGUGAAGAGAGCCCACAUGUUCCAAGAAAGCACACAAAAUAAAGAUGGGGAAGAAUCUAAUGCGAAGCUUUCUGGAGCAAAGAAACCACUUAUGAGGUUCCUUCGUUCCCUUGCAAAGGAGGCUUAUGCUCCAUAGGCGAGCUACAAGCUAUCCUGUUAACUUCUUGUAUCCUUAUGUAUGAAAUUGUAAAAAUUAUCACUAUAUUUAGGGUUGAAACAGGACCGGAAAGUCUUGUCCUGGUCCGAAUACUGUUUUUUCCCGUUCACUUCAGUUAUUUUUCGGUUUCGGAACGAAAACAAGUAGGCAGUGUUUGAAAACGUUUUAACUGAUUUUUCGUUUGUUCUUGCGGUUCCUGUUUUUUCGGUGCAGAGACUGUUGCCGCGGCAAGUGUGACAUGUGUGUAGUGUAAUAUAAUUUCUAACUCAAAUAAUGUCA